Messenger RNA from Aspergillus brunneoviolaceus CBS 621.78, 389 nucleotides. RefSeq lists its product as uncharacterized. Lineage: Eukaryota; Fungi; Ascomycota; Eurotiomycetes; Eurotiales; Aspergillaceae. The record is from RefSeq and is a predicted model, not a curated record. The transcript has a single exon. The coding region runs from base 85 to 333 and encodes 82 amino acids.
UAGUAUAAGUACAUGUAUGAUGUCGGAGGUGUGCAUUAGUUAGGGUCAAACUACUUCCUUCAAGAGCCUAGUCGGGACUUGCUUAUGGGAUCGGGCCACCAAAUUCAAGCUCCCACCCCGGUCCUUGGUAUGAGUCAAAGGGUCUCAUUAAUUACUCAGUUGUUAGUGCCAUUGUCUAGGGCCUUCCUAUCACCUCACAGACCUCUUCUUUCCCCUCUUGAUCGUCUCGAGUUCUCCUCCCCGAGAAAGUUUGUCGAUACUCGAGGUGGACGGAUUACUUGUCCGCUGCUGUCGUCGUCACGGACAAUUGAUGACGAGGGCUUAGUCACAUAGUCAAAACAUCGAAUAUCAAAAUAUUAACUUCCACCGGCACGUUGUUGUCGACUGAU